Aspergillus calidoustus is the source of this 813-nucleotide messenger RNA. Lineage: Eukaryota; Fungi; Ascomycota; Eurotiomycetes; Eurotiales; Aspergillaceae. The record is from the annotation of a GenBank genome assembly.
AUGAGCCGUCGCUUGUCCUCGGGCGUUCCAAACGCAUACAGCGGGGGGUUUAGCGAAACGAUUCAGAGACAGCUUGAAAGGGUCAACCUUCCUGACAAGAUCAAGUGUAAAACUUGCCACAAAUGGCGCCUCAUUGCGUCCUUUUCCAAGAGACAGUUGAACAUUGUGCGCCAUGCCGUUCAUGAGCAGGGGAAUAGAGCCCUGUCCACCGGCCACGCAUCCUGCCUCACUUGUACCAAUGGGCAAAUCACGGAGCUCACGUGCAUAGUCUGCGAGCAGACCAAAGCGCUUGAUGGGUUUGCAAACAACCAGCGGAAGGAGCACGAGAAUGCGCGUUGCCUGCGUUGCGUCCAAGGACAUGCAGAUGCAGAGCCUGUCGUCGAUGAGAACAAGCUGCUCACCGACAGCGAGUUUUCGACUACUCUUACUGCCAGCCAUGCAGCAUCUCUGUCUGGGUCUACUCGGCCCUUCACUAGCUCUACCCAAGCAUCUGCUCUCAAUGGAUACACGACCGCGGAGGAGAACAACUCGAUGCGCACCAUCAGCCUCGGGGGAAACAACUCCGUUGAAAUUGAGCGCCAUGACGCUGCCACCGAUGGAGUAUCUGUCCACUCGCGCUGGGAAGCGUGGGGUCUGACUGCUUCCAGAGCUCCUAGUACCGUCGCCACCGAUGACAGACACAGAAAUUUUGCUAAAAUCAAGGCGUGGAAGCCCGAACCUAUCAAAGAAAACGUUGCGGUGAGGGCCCCAGUCACGAAGACCGAGGACCACGACAAUGGAUAUGAAGAGGAAGACGAAGAGUGGGAACUUUGA